Molecule: messenger RNA, 1650 nt
Organism: Priceomyces carsonii
Lineage: Eukaryota; Fungi; Ascomycota; Pichiomycetes; Serinales; Debaryomycetaceae
Exons: 1
Coding region: 1-1650 (549 amino acids)
Biological process (GO): transmembrane transport
Cellular component (GO): fungal-type vacuole; plasma membrane
Molecular function (GO): transmembrane transporter activity
Source: RefSeq, a predicted model, not a curated record
AUGUUGGAUAAUAUCCGCUCGAGACAUAUAAAUCCAGGAAAACUAGAGUCCUAUACUUCGCGCCUUGACGAAGAUCUUCUUCCUGGAACUAUAAGAUCUUAUGCUUCUCACGGGGGUGCUGAGUUAGAGUUAGAGCUGUUAAAAAAAAAAGACAGUAAAAUCUUGGUUCCGCAGCCAGAUGACCUGCCCAAAGAUCCUUUGAACUGGAGUAAAAAGAGGAAGUACUGGAAUACAUUAAUCGUUUUAAUGUAUACGGGUUUCACCGCAGGAAUCACAAACUUAUCUGGACUAUCAGAUUAUACUACAGAUGCUUCGGAUGGAAUUUUAUUCAUUGGAAUUGCGUUCGGAACUUACUUGUUGGCUCCAUCAGUUAAUCUCUAUGGAAGAAGAAUAUCGUAUUUGAUUUGUCUUUUCUGGGCAAUUCUUGGUAUGGUUUGGGUAGCUAAUGCUCAUAAUACGGGUCUGGCCAAUUGGGCCCAGUUGCUAGUGGGAGCUUCCGAAUCUUGUGGAGAAGCACAAGUACAACUCUCCUUGACUGAUCUCUUUUUCGAGUAUCAGCUAGGAAGUGCUUUAAACUACUAUGUGUUGGCUACAGGUGUAGGCACUUUUAUUGGUCCCCUUAUUUCAGGAUUUAUAGAUGAAUUACAGGGAUUCAAAGUUGCUACAUAUACUGCUGUAGGUUUUGCUGGAGCAAACUUACUUCUCAUGGUCUUUUUUAUGGAUGAAACGGUGUACUUUAGAAAAAAUACGAGAAAGGUGAAAGAAGAAUCUGAAUUCACUAACGAAUUUUUGAAACAAGAAAAAAGCAAAGUCUUAAUAUCGGAAGUGGUCCACGAUUCGUCCUCUGAGGAUGAUCAAAAUGGUGGUAUUGGGUCUUGGUUUCGUCGGCAAAUGAAAGUAAUUGCUCCGAGCCCUAUGUUAGAUGGUACGGGUUUCAUACAAUAUAUGAAGCAGCUAUUUUUACUUCCACGCGUCCUAAUUUUCCCACCAGUGAUAUUUUCUGGCUUUGUUUGGGGUAUUCAAAAUAUUCUUAUGGAAUUUUAUAUGACUAUUCAGGAAGAUAAUUACUAUGAUCCUCCUUACAAUUAUAGCGAUAAUGCAGUCGCAAUUAUGAAUGUUCCAACUUUAAUUGGAGUUGUAAUAGGAUGUUUUUACGGUGGAACAUUAAAUGAUUGGUUUAGCAAUUGGAUUGCUAAAAGGAAUGAUGGUGUGGUAGAUGCUGAAGUGAGACUUUGGUUUUUAUAUAUACCAUGUAUAUUAUCUUCGAUUGGUUUGCUUCUUUUUGGUAUUGGUACUGAUCAACAAUGGAGCUGGGUUCCUACUUAUAUUGGUUUAGGAUUUAUCGGGGUGGGUUAUGGUUCAUCGGGGGAUCUAUCAAUGACUUAUGUGAUGCUUAUUUAUCCUGAUUUAGUUAUAGAGAUGAUGUGUGGAAUUUCUUUCAUAAACAAUAUGCUUGGUUGCAUUUUCUCAUUUGCAUGUGAUGCUUGGUUAGAAAAUGUCAGUAUCACAAAUACCUUUAUUAUUUUGGCUGUUAUGCAAUUUAUGGUAGUAGUUUUCACCAUACCAAUGAUGGUUUACGGUAAGAAAUGCAGACAAUGGACUCUCCCGAGCUAUAUUAAAUAUUGUGAACUUCGUGAUUCAUUACGAUAA